UAAUGUCUUCGACUAGAUAUGAUUUGUGAUCUUUUGACGUAUCGUUGAAAGAAAUCGGUUUGGUGAGAGCUGAGAAAAAGUGAUAACAGACACAAAAAAAAACACAUCAUAGUAAAACCAAUACCUUCUCAGCUUCGCAUCGAAGCUUAAAUAUCAGAAAAUAAUUUAUAAUUUCUUUCAAAUAACGAUAUUUAAAAUAUAAUUUCUAGUAGAUAUUGUUCCAUGAUAAACUAUUCCGUAAAAUUUCAUUUCUGAUAAGUUCUUUUCCGAUUUCUAUAGCUCUUCAUAAUCUAUGAAUUCAUAUGCGCGCGCCCACAUGAGAGCAACAAUCUUAUCAAUUUACAAUAAUGUAAUAUGUUCAAAAAAUUAUAACUGUGUUAGGAUCUUUAUUAGAUGUUGGUUUUUAAUUAUUCAAUUAUCUAUUGAUGUUAAAACUUUAUUUUAUCUAUGUAAACAUGAGUCUAAUACCUGAAAAAAAUAGUGACUUUUCUAAACCUGAAUAUUGGAAUUCAUUUUUCACUAAACGAGAAGCAACAUUUGAAUGGUAUGGUAGCUAUAGUAAUUUAAAACGAUUACUAACAAAAUAUAUAGGCACUAAAGAUAUAAUUUUAGUGGCUGGAUGUGGAAAUUCUAAUCUUUCUCUUAAUUUAUAUUUGGAUGGGUUUACCUGUUUGACUAGCAUUGAUAAUAGUGAAGUAGUGAUCACUAAUAUGAAAAAAAAACAUAAAAGUAAAUAUCCAGGUUUAACAUAUGAGGUUAAAAAUAUUUUGGAUACAAAAUAUCCUGAUGAGAAAUAUAAUGUUAUUAUUGAUAAAGGUACAUUAGAUGCUUUAAUGCCAGAUGAUGAAGUAGAGUCAUUGUCUCGGGUAAUGGAAAUGUUCAAUGAAAUGAAACGGACAUUGAAAUUUGGUGGUCGUUAUAUAUGUAUUUCAUUGCUGCAAUGCCAUAUAGCCAAAUUUCUUUUUACAUAUUUCAAUGAACAAGGAUGGAUAAUUCGUGUAUGUCAUUGCACAGAAAUUGAAGAUUCUAUUGAUUUUAAUGGCCAAUCUGUAUUUAUGGUGGUUUGUACUAAAAUUAACAAAUUACCUGGUGGUAAAUCAAUUUUAGAGUGGAAUCCUGAUGGUCAAACUAAUGAAAGAUUGAGUUCUAUUGAUGAUUUACUAGAAAUAGUUUUAGACACUCAAAAAUCAGUUUUUAUGUGUUUUAAUCUAACUAAAUGUCGUGUUAAUGAUAAAUGUAAUAAUUACUGUUUUGAAAUAAAUUGUUCUCAGACAAAAACACCUCGUUACACCAUAGUAGUUGCAGAAGGUUCUACUCAACUAAGUCCAAAUAAAAUGACUUUUGCUGCUUUUAUUGUGCCACAUGGAAGAGAACAUGAAUGGUUAUUUAAUAGCAAAGAAGGUCAAGAUAUUUUGAGGAGAAACUGUAAUGUAGAUCGUUUAGCUAUUGUCAGUAUGCAUAGAGGUCAAACAUACAAAAAUUUGGAAGAAGUACAAAAAGAAUUAUCUAGACUUAUGCUGAAAAUUGCACCUCAAGGUGUAGUAAGGAGAGGUGAAACAAUACUUUUUCUUUCUUUGGAACAACAGCUAGGUAAUAGGAAAACUAUUGUGAAAGGUAAGAGUAAAUUUUCUGGUGAUUAUGUUGUAGAAGAAGUAGCUGGGCAAACAAAUGAAAUUUAUAGACGUCUGGUAUUUCUUGACAUGCCUCAAGUUAUACAAUCUGAAGUCAAAUUGAUAAGAUCAGUUGGUGAUGAAAACAAAAUUGACUGUUCAUAUUUUAUCAGUGAUUAUAUACCAUACUUGGGCCUUGGUAUUGGCAUUAUCGCAAAGAAAUCUAGCAAAACACCUAGAAUUCUUUUAAUUGGUUUAGGUGGAGGAGUAUUGGCCAACUUAUUAGUAAAUAUUUAUAAUGAUAUAAAAGUCAUUGCUUUGGAAAUAGAUGAUGCAGUAUAUAAAAUAGCUAAAGAAUCUUUUGGAUUAACAGAAAACUCAAAAUUAAAUGUAAAAAUAUGUGAUGGUCUUGAAUAUCUCAAAAAAACUGCAAAUAAAUGUGAUAAUUUUGAUGCUGUUAUAUAUGAUAUUGAUGUUAAAGAUCCUACAUUAGGUCUAAGUGGUCCUCCAAAAAUAUUUAUGACUCAAGAAGCAUUGAAUUAUGUAAAAACUUUGAUAGGUGAUCAAGGAAUUUUUUUAAUUAAUUUUAUCUGUCGUGCCACUGAUGUUAAAUCAGAAAUCAUUAGUAUACUAAAAACAAAUUUCAAAAAUUUAACAUCAUUAAAAAUAACAGAUGAAAUUAAUAAAGUAUUAUUUGCAAGUAAUCAAAAUACUUUAUUUAAUGAGACUCUUUUAGUGCAAACAGCCGACUACUUAAAUCAAUGUGCUAAAUGUAAUGAAUCCAUUGGUUGUGAUAUUGUUGAUUCUUUAGCAUUAAAGAGUAGAAUUGAAAACUAUUAAUUUUUAGUCUUAUCAUACUUCUUCUUCAUUUUGUCUAUAAUUUUUAUUGUCUAAAUUUACUAUGCAUGUGUACCUUGUAGAAUUUCAAUAUUUUUUAAGUUAAAUUUGUACUAUCAAUUUAUUUUUAUUCUGUAAUUUGUGAUAUUUAAUAAACACAAUGUUGGUGUAUGAGU
Messenger RNA from Daktulosphaira vitifoliae (grape phylloxera), 2623 nucleotides. RefSeq names its product eEF1A lysine and N-terminal methyltransferase homolog. The record is from RefSeq and is a predicted model, not a curated record. Lineage: Eukaryota; Metazoa; Arthropoda; Insecta; Hemiptera; Phylloxeridae. Bases 426 to 2450 code for a protein of 674 amino acids. The transcript has a single exon.